Molecule: messenger RNA, 3264 nt
Organism: Scatophagus argus
Lineage: Eukaryota; Metazoa; Chordata; Actinopteri; Scatophagidae
Product: TBC1 domain family member 12-like
Exons: 14
Coding region: 691-2619 (642 amino acids)
Biological process (GO): regulation of autophagosome assembly; activation of GTPase activity
Cellular component (GO): recycling endosome; autophagosome
Molecular function (GO): GTPase activator activity
Source: RefSeq, a predicted model, not a curated record
UUUCACUGCAUGUAAUUUGCCGGGUGUUGCAUGUGUGUGUUCAACUAAGGAUGGGUCAAAUGCAGAAGACGAAUUCAGUGUGUGUAUGUAAAAAUAUAUAUACUGCUAAUAAAGUGAUUCUGUCUGACGUCACCGACGUCAGCGUCGGCACGUCACUGGACCUGUCAACAUGGCGUCUUCCUCCAUCAUUCGUCAUCGCCCAGAAUGAGAGCAGCGACAGUAGAGCAGAGAGACGACCGGGUAGUCGCCGGGCCGAGCGUCUCGCUUCCGGCCUGAGGGCUCCGGGUCCCGGUAUGACAGUUCGAAGGACUCCGCUGCCCGCUCACCGAGCAGGAGGAGCCGCAGCGCGAUUCGUGUCUGCCGAGCGGCGCUAACAGGAUCCAGAUAGAUGAGUUCACGACUUCAUGAGCGGAAACCAGUGGGGUGGACCUCCAGAAUAAAGUGUAGUGUGAGAGGACAGCGGGAUUCAAAAUAAAACCUAUAAUAUCACCCGGACGUUCAGUUAAAUACAACCGGACCUUCAGAAUAAAAUCUGAGAUGUGCGUUUGCUGUUAUUCUGCAUAGCUUCACACUGCAGUGGAUGUUGGAAUGAAAUGGAAAGAAGCGAUGAUAAGUCACUGAUAACUGAAAACAACGAGCCUUCACCAUUUUGUCAUCAUCAUCAUCAUCAUCAUCUCCUUUCCUCUGCUGAUGUCAUCACCUGGGAUCGUGGUGCCGGUCCAGGCGCUCAGCGAGUCACAUGUUCAGGAGACAGUGAUGCAGUGUGGAGAUCUCACCACCUGCACACUCUGCUCUAGGUCAGAUGACAGCCUGCAAGGACCAAUCAGAUGCUGCUCUGACAUCAGGGUGGCAGGUGUUGAUCCAGGGGAGGAGCUUAAUCUAAGAAAUGAUGACACUUUGACAGACGAGAUCAGUCCAAAUAUGGAAAUGAAAUGUUCCUCAGCGUGCUCAUACAGUGUAGCAGAUGUUAACAGCUGUCACAGAGCGGAGGGUGAUCGUCACUAUGGGGGUGGGGCUGUUGGAGGGGCCAUCCACCGCCUGGAUAAGCCCACCUCUCAGGUAGACAUAAACCCAGUGACCCUUACCUCUUGCUCUGACUCAGACACAGAGGAGGGUGACAUGACCAGGGAGCCGCCGCCACCACCGCCAGGUGAGCUGAACCUGCCCACUGCUGCUGCUCUCCCCAGGAACACGUUCGAGUGCAGUUACCAGCACAGCACUCCGGGUCAGCUGGCACCGGAAGAUGGAGGGUCAGAGUCUGAGCUGCAGUCCAAGAGGCCAGAAAUCAUGGAGUACUUCAGCAGCAGGAAGCAGCGGACUGUCAGUCACAGUGUUGCCGGGUGGAAGCUGUUUGGUAAAGUUCCUCCCAAACAGAGUCCCUCCAAACAGGCUCGGACCAUCCAGCAGGAGUACGAGGCUCGGCAGGCUGCAGCCCGUAACUCUCCUACCCAUCAUGCCGCGGGGCAGCAGAGCAGGAGGAAUGUGGAGUUUGAACCUCUGUCGACCACUGCACUGAUCCUGCAGGACCGACCGCCGAACCUUCCAGCCAAGUCAGCAGAAGAGAUGCAGAGACACAGAGAGCAGUACGAGCAGAUGGUGGCUGGAGCCAAGAGGAGAGAGCUGAAGGAGGCUCAGAAGAGGCAGCAGCAGGUGAAGGACAGAAUCAGACAGGAAGAGGUGAUCUCCAACGCCACGCUGGUCUGGAACCAGCACAUCCUGCCACACUGGGACACCAUGAGGACGAGUCGUCGUGCUCGGGACCUGUGGUGGGGGGGUUUACCUCCCAGCAUCCGAGGACGAGUCUGGAGCCUCUCCAUCGGUAACGAGCUCAACAUCACUGCAGAGCUGUACGAGAUCUUUCUGUCCAGAGCGGAGGAGAAGUGGAGGAACCUCAGUGAGACAGAGACUGACAAUGGAGAGUCGCUUACUGAUAAAGAGUCCAGUCUGGAGCUGAUCACACAAGACAUUUCCAGAACCUUCCACUCGCUCUGCGUCUUCCAGAAGGGUGGUCCUUACCAUGACCUGCUGCAAAACAUUCUGGGAGCUUACACCUGCUACAGACCUGAUGUGGGAUAUGUGCAGGGGAUGUCCUCCACAGCCGCCAUGCUGAUCCUGAAUAUGGACGAAGUGGAAGCCUUCAUCAGCUUCUCCAACCUGAUCAACAGACCCUGUCAGUUGGCUUUUUACAGAGUGGACCACCAGCUGAUGCUCAGGUAUUUCAGGGCCUUCGAGGUCUUUUUCAAGGAGACUCUUCCUCAUCUCUUCCUUCACUUCCAGUUUUUAGGUCUGACUCCUGACCUCUACCUCAUGGACUGGAUCUUGUCUCUCUACACAAAGCCCCUCCCUCUGGACGUGGCAUGCAGAGUCUGGGACAUUUAUUUUCGGGACGGGGAGGAGUUCCUGUUCAGGACAGCUCUGGGUAUCCUGAGGCUCUACCAGGAUGUCUUGCUGCACAUGGACCUCAUCAGCACUGCUCAGUUCUUGUCCCGCCUCCCCAAUGAAGAGCUGCUCUCUGAUAAGCUGUUCUCCUGCAUCUCGGCCUCUCCGAUGAUGAGUGGGAACAGGAAGUGGGGCCUGGUUUUGUCUUCCUGCAGUGAAUCAGAGAGGAGCUGCUCCUGAUCCGCAGUCUGUUUCAUUUGUUUCAUAUGAAAAUGAGACGCAGUUGAAAGUGAGAUGGAUCAUGGUCUGGAUCAUGGUUAUAGGUGUCAGAAACAGACAAAAAAGUUUUGCUUUUUGUCUGUUUAUUAUUUUUCUGUGAUAAAGCGUUCAACGAUGAAGUUAAAGAUGGUAUGUGGAUGCAAAAUAAGACACUAAAACAAAAUAUGGAUGAACAAACUCAGAUAUGUUUCUGUGUGUCAGCUCUUUGCUCUAUACUGUAUCAUUUAUAGAGAACUCUUUAUUUUACUGUCUUUCUGUAAAAAUCUGUAAAUUUGUAAAGCAGUUUCUGGAAGGACAUAUUCACUUAAUUGAAUUAAUAUCAAUUUCUAUGUAGGUAAAAAUUUAGUGAGGAGCAGCUCAGCUAAGCAUGAGAAAUCCAAUGCAACUCAACAUAUUAAGAUGCUAAAACUUCCAAAAACACAUGAACAAUGAGUAAAUUUAAUUUCUCUUGAAAUGAACAACUCUUCUCCCUUCUCAUUGUGUGUAAUUACAGAGUUUAAAAUCAUGUGUUGUGUUUAUUGUACGUGUUGAUUGUUGUACAGUUACUGACACAUGGACCAACAGACUGUUGUACUGUAUUCAUUAAAGCGUUGCAUCGUAACAGUC